This is a messenger RNA of Pseudopodoces humilis (Tibetan ground-tit), 1149 nucleotides long. It is a transcript of the gene TACR2, whose product is annotated as tachykinin receptor 2. The record is from RefSeq and is a predicted model, not a curated record. Gene Ontology annotation, biological process: positive regulation of flagellated sperm motility; G protein-coupled receptor signaling pathway. Gene Ontology annotation, molecular function: substance K receptor activity. Gene Ontology annotation, cellular component: sperm midpiece; plasma membrane. Lineage: Eukaryota; Metazoa; Chordata; Aves; Passeriformes; Paridae.
AUGGGCGUGUUUCCCGUUUUUAACGCGAGCAACGUUUCGCAGGCCGGCUCCUUCGAGGACAGCCACAACUGGACGGCGGCGACCCAGUUCACCCAGCCAGGAUGGAGAAUUGCUCUGUGGGCCAUCACCUACUCCUUCAUCGUUAUCACAUCCAUCGUUGGCAACAUCACCAUCAUCUGGAUCAUCCUGGCACACAGGAGAAUGAGGACCGCCACCAAUUACUUCAUCGUUAACUUGGCCCUUUCGGACCUGCUGAUGUCCGCUUUCAACACCAUCUUCAAUUUUAUCUAUGCCAGUCACAAUGUCUGGUAUUUCGGAGAGGAAUUCUGCAGGUUUCAGAACUGGUUCCCCAUCACUGCAGUGUUUGUGAGCAUUUACUCCAUGACAGCCGUGGCUGCAGAGAGGUACGUGGCCAUAAUUCACCCCUUCAAGCCCAGGCUGUCUGCUGGAAGCACCAGAGUCAUCAUUGGGAUAAUCUGGCUGGUGGCAUUCGGGCUUGCCUUCCCGCAGUGCUUCUACGCCGAGAUCACGAUGGACAACGGAGCCAUGAAAUGCAUCGUGGUCUGGCCCGGUGAUGUUGGAUCCAGGCACCAGCUGACGUAUCACAUUGCUGUGAUUGUGUUGAUUUAUUUACUGCCCUUAAUGGUGAUGUUUGUUGCAUACAGCAUUAUAGGAGUUACCCUGUGGAGCAGCGCAGCUGCAGGCAACCACCUGAACAGAGUCCACUACGAACACCAAGUUAACGCCAAAAAAAAGUUUGUGAAGACGAUGGUGGUAGUGGUGAUCAUUUUUGCUGUCUGCUGGCUGCCCUAUCACAUAUACUUCAUCCUGGGGAGCUUCAAGGAGGACAUCUACCAGCAGAAAUACAUUCAGCAGGUGUAUCUCGCAGUCUUCCUCCUUGCCAUGAGCUCGACAAUGUACAACCCCAUCAUAUACUGCUGCCUGAACCAGAGGUUUCGUUCUGGCUUCAAGCUAGCCUUCCGGUGGUGUCCGUGCAUAAAAGCAACAGAAAAAGACAAACUUAAACUUAUGUCCCCAUCUCUCUACCAGACAACCCACAGGAAGUCAAGAACAACAAGUUUCAACACAGAAACUCAGCUGAAUGAGAAAGAGAAGACAUUGUUUACCCUCACCCAAUCACCACUUUAA